AUGGGGGGGUGGAUUGAGGUUAGUCUAAGCCUUAAUCCCCUGGCGGAGGAGCGUAUGCUUAUUAUUCCCCCGCACGCCAACACGCGCUCCUCCUUUUCGUCUCUAGGGGGGGAGACGGGAGGGAGCCGGCGAGCGCGAGGAGGAAUCGCCGCUUUUCCCCCUCGGCCGGCAUGGCCGCCCAGCGGAGCGCGGGAAGGUGCCGGCACGCCGCCGGAGGAACGCGGACGUGCGCCUGAGAGCGUCGUCGGGGACAUGCCCGUACACCAGAUCACGGUGGUCCCGGCCGGCGGCAAGAGGGCCAAAGAGGGGAACGAGGGCGUUCAAAGCAAGCCCCCGGGUCGCUCGGGCAGUCGAUCCAGCAACAUCUCCAAGGCCAGCAACUCCACCGCGGGACAGACCGGCGCCUCCAAGACGUCCGUCACCCCGUCUUCUCAGGAUAUUUGCAGGAUCUGCCACUGCGAGGGCGACGAGGAGUGCCCGCUGAUCACGCCGUGCCACUGCACGGGCAGCCUGAGCUUUGUGCACCACGCCUGCCUCUACCAGUGGAUCAAGUCGUCGGACACGCGCUGCUGCGAGCUCUGCAAUUUCCACUUCAUCAUGGAGACCAAACUCAAGCCUCUGCGCAAGUGGGAGAAGCUGCACAUGUCCAAGAGCGAAAGGAGGAAGAUCUACUGCUCCGUGCUCUUCCACCUCAUCGCCAUCGUCUGCAUGCUCUGGUCCGUCUACAUCCUGGUCAAGCGAACCGCCGAGGAGAUUAAACUGGGAAAAAACGGCGUGCUGGAGUGGCCCUUCUGGACCAAACUGAUCGUGGUGGCCAUCGGCUUUACCGGCGGCCUCAUCUUCAUGUACAUCCAGUGCAAGGUCUACCUGCAGCUGUGGCGCCGCCUCAAGGCCUUCAACCGCAUCAUCACCGUGCAGAAUUGCCCCGACAAGAACCCGGCGGUCGCCCGGGAGAAACGGCGGGCGGAAGACGCUCAGGCGACGCUUUCCGAAAACCCCGUUUGA
Nerophis lumbriciformis (worm pipefish) is the source of this 1005-nucleotide messenger RNA. NCBI's taxonomy places the organism in Eukaryota, Metazoa, Chordata, Actinopteri, Syngnathiformes, Syngnathidae. The record is from RefSeq and is a predicted model, not a curated record.